CAAUUGUCUAUCUUACUCUAUUUGUUCACAUAUCCUUCUCUCCUUUCCUUCUUUAUAUAUAUAAUCAUGUCAUCAAUUUCUAAUAAACAUAGCGUUUACUUGAAACUCAUACUAAGGAAACAUGGGAAGAGCACCUUGCUGUGACAAAGCCAAUGUUAAAAAAGGUCCAUGGUCGCCAGAAGAAGACUCUAAACUCAAAGCUUAUAUCCAACAACAUGGCACUGCUGGCAAUUGGAUAGCUCUUCCCAAGAAAAUAGGCCUCAAAAGAUGUGGAAAAAGUUGUCGUCUUCGAUGGCUAAAUUAUCUUCGUCCAAAUCUUAGACAUGGAAGAUUCUCAGAAGAAGAAGAUAACAUUAUUUGCAGCCUCUAUGUCAAUAUUGGAAGCAGGUGGUCAGUUAUAGCAGCGCAGUUACCAGGACGAACAGAUAAUGAUAUAAAAAACCAUUGGAACACAAGGUUGAAGAAGAAACUUUUAACAAAUCAAAGGAAUGAGCAACAAUCUCAAAUCAAGAGAGAAAAUACUUGUUCUAUCCAAGACUAUAAUAAUAAGCUUAAGGAAGUUGAGUUGUAUGGUAAUCAUCAUCAACUGCAGGCAGUGAAUAGUAACAUAUACUUCCCAGAAGAUCAACUAUAUUAUCCAUCCACAAUGAAUAACAUAACCUGUGCAGGGUUGUCCUAUGUGAACCAGCAAGAAAAAGAUAAUGGAUCAGCGAACUUGAAUUCAACAGAAAGCACUAGUUGGGGGGAUAUGAGGUCUUUGAUUAACUCACCUUUGGUUUCUGAUUAUGAAGGUUGUCAACAAGAUGUUGUUAGUUUCGAUGAGUCUAUGUUCUAUGGAAUGAUUCAAACGCAAUAACACUUCUUUGACUGCAUAUAUACUGGUUGUUUACUUGUUUUCGUUUGCAUGUUUUGUUUAAUAUUUUUGUAAUUUCCAUAAAUAGCUUAUCUGAAAAUUUGAUUUCUUUGUAGUUCAAAAAUAAA
This is a messenger RNA of Vicia villosa (hairy vetch), 981 nucleotides long. Its product is annotated as transcription factor RAX3-like. The record is from RefSeq and is a predicted model, not a curated record. Lineage: Eukaryota; Viridiplantae; Streptophyta; Magnoliopsida; Fabales; Fabaceae. Bases 122 to 856 code for a protein of 244 amino acids. The transcript has 3 exons.